AUACGUUUAGUUCAUGGUUGUAAUCUAAGCGAAGGCCGAUUGGAGAUCUUUUAUCAAAAUCGAUGGGGAACCAUUUGUGAUGAUAAAUUCGAUAUAGUAGCUGCUCAUAUCGCUUGCAGACAAUUAGGAUAUAGUCAGGCUGAACGUUUCAAAUGCUGUGGCUAUUUUGGUCAGGGCAAUGGAAGAAUUUGGAUGGACAAUCUAGUCUGUCAUGGCAAUGAAUCCUCUCUUCAUGAGUGUUCUCAUAAUGGCUGGUCUAUACACAAUUGUAACCAUCAAGAAGAUGUUGGCAUAAUAUGUAUUAAGAUCCAAUUACGACUACAAAAUGGGAAGACACAUUAUGAAGGACGUUUAGAAAUAUUAAAUAACGGAGAGUGGGGAACUGUUUGUAGCGAUUAUUUUGAUGAAUUGGCUGCUAAUGUGGCAUGCAGGCAACUCGGCUACGUUGGGGCUUUGGACUACGCUUGUUGCGCAAGAUUUGGUUUGGGUGGAGGACCGAUAUGGCUUGAUGAUAUACGCUGUAACGGAUCGGAAAGAUCAUUAAUCGAAUGCUCUAUGAGACCGUUUAGCUGUUCAGAUUGUGAUCAUUUUCAAGAUGUAGGAUUAAUAUGCAAAAAAAUUCGAUUAGUCGGCAGCAAUGACACACAAACUGGUCGCCUUGAAAUCUACGCUAAUAAUCAAUGGGGAACAGUUUGUGAUGAUCUCUUUCAAGUUGAUGAAGCUGGUGUAGCAUGCCGUGAAUUAGGUUACGCUAAUGCUAAAGCUGUACAUUCAGCUUCUGAAUUUGGAUCAGGUACAGGUCCAAUUUGGCUUGAUAAUGUGUUCUGUCAGGGAAAUGAAACUUCCUUGCUGGAUUGUUCAUAUAAAGCGCUGGGUAGACAUGAUUGUAGCCAUAGCGAAGACGUGGGAAUCAGUUGCUUUGCUGUAAAUCCUGAUAUUCGCUUGGCUAAUGGUGGAAGCUUCUACGGACGUAUAGAAAUCAAAUACAACAAUGUUUGGGGAACGUUAUGUGAUAAUCAUUUUGAUAUUCGAGAUGCCAAAGUGAUUUGUCGACAGCUUGGAUUUAUGGAAGCCCACCGAAUUCAAUCAUAUGGCCCAGGAACUGGGCCUAUUUAUAUAGAUGAACUUAAUUGCAGAGGCUACGAAUCAAAUAUAUUCCAAUGCUCACAUAAUGGGUUUGAAAAGCACAACUGUUAUCAUCGGCAGGAUGUUGGAGUUGAAUGUUUGCCAUGUAUGUAA
This is a messenger RNA of Trichoplax adhaerens, 1239 nucleotides long. RefSeq lists its product as uncharacterized. The annotation marks the transcript as partial. The record is from RefSeq and is a predicted model, not a curated record. Gene Ontology annotation, cellular component: membrane. NCBI's taxonomy places the organism in Eukaryota, Metazoa, Placozoa, Uniplacotomia, Trichoplacea, Trichoplacidae. The transcript has 4 exons.